UGCACUUGAAUUUAAAUAGAUUUUAUAUAAAUCUCAAUCGUUUCUAAGGUCAUUUAGCAUGCGUUUCUCUACUUCAGCUUCAAAAUGAAAUUUUAACGAAGCUAAUACGAUUUUUGUUUGACUGAUUUUAUGGAUUUAUUUCUUUUCAUUAUGAAUAAGUGAAACAAUUGUACAAUAAGCGUUCAUUCCUCUUACGAAGCUUAAAUAUUUUUCCCCUUUGAAUUUUUUCACAGGCAUUGGCAAUUGCGAGGAUAGAUGGCAUGCUUCGUGUUGUUUCGCCGGAGUGUGGAGUCGGCUGAGAUUCAGCUGUGUUUACGCAGUUGGUUCAGUUCAAAAUUACUCUGAAAAGUGCGGUUUGGAAUGGACCAAAUAAUCAGUUAUCUAUCAAAUUUAGGGUAUCAUGGCAAAACUGAAAAAAUUGUACUUGAGCGAGCCUUCAGUGAAGGGCCUCCUAAUAUGGCUUUCAUGGACAUAGUUAUCUGGUUAAGUUCUGAACUUGCAUCUCUUUGUGAAUUAGAAAGUCAUGUCAGUCCAGUUAGUGGUAAUUCAGAUGAAGAAGAGGUGGAGACAAGAGCUAUUGGAUUUCUUGUUGAAGUUAGCUCUUUGCUGAAAGAACUAUGUUGCCCUAUAAAGCGAUUAACUCGUGGAUCUAUAGAAUCUCGACUGAUUGAAUCAGAUGACAAAAUGCUUGUUAUUCGUAUGUGUUCAUUUCUUCAUUAAAAUAUAAUUUA
This is a messenger RNA of Stegodyphus dumicola, 731 nucleotides long. RefSeq names its product protein FAM98A-like. NCBI's taxonomy places the organism in Eukaryota, Metazoa, Arthropoda, Arachnida, Araneae, Eresidae. The record is from RefSeq and is a predicted model, not a curated record. Gene Ontology annotation, cellular component: tRNA-splicing ligase complex.